This is a messenger RNA of Verruconis gallopava, 1251 nucleotides long. RefSeq lists its product as uncharacterized. NCBI's taxonomy places the organism in Eukaryota, Fungi, Ascomycota, Dothideomycetes, Venturiales, Sympoventuriaceae. Gene Ontology annotation, cellular component: mitochondrial inner membrane. The record is from RefSeq and is a predicted model, not a curated record. The transcript has 2 exons. The coding region runs from base 68 to 1093 and encodes 341 amino acids.
UGCUUUUGUACUUCGUGUUCUCCAUCAACACCAGUGCCACGAGAUUGCACUUGAGCAUUGAGGCAAAAUGGCUUUCAUGUUACGGCGACCAUUUGCCAUCACAGCGACUAUCAAGCAGGUGCCAAAGGCAUCACAAUCUACUUCCAUUCGCUUCUUUCACAGCACGCCACUGAAGCAGCAGCCGAACUUCCUCAAAAGCACGAUCAGCACACAACCUGCGCUUUUGUCCAGAUCUAGAAAUGUAUUUCAGGCGACAUUUAGAAGACAUUACACACCGCAGGCGUCGAUAAAUCCCACGGCUACCGGUGACAUCCGACAGCGCUUGCUCUACGGCGCAGGAAUAUUCGGCGGCACCUUACUCGCGAUCAACCUGAUUUUCAAUCGCGAAACUCGAGAAGAUGGUGGAAUGCCUCCCUUCGAGCGCAAAUACCUUAAUGAGACAUUCAUGCACACCGGUUUGGGGCUCGGCAUCAUUGCCAUUGCAGCUAGACAAUUGCAUGCCAAUGGAUGGAGCUACAGGUUGAUGGCAGCCAACCCAUGGCUUGUCUUUGGUGUAGGCCUUGUAGGAUCUAUUGGCACAAUGUACGCGACAAUGGCGACGAAUCCGGACAACUACGUGCAAAAGUACGCAUUGUGGGGUGCCUUCAAUCUCACUCAAGCGGCCUUGUUGUCCCCACUGUUGUUUCUACAACCGGCCCUACUGGCUCGCGCUGGUUUGUACACGGUUGGCAUGAUGGGCUCCAUUGCCUUUGUUGGGGCUACUGCGAAGCAAGAGAAGUACCUUUACCUUGGUGCGCCGCUCCUUGGUGGCGUAGCCAUCGUUGCUUUGAGCGGCCUCGCCCCCCUCGUUUUGCCUGUUACGGCCGUCAGAACCCUUGCAUUUACUGAAAAUCUCUGGCUCUAUGGUGGUCUUGCUGUCUUUGGCGGGUUUACCCUUUAUGAUGUGCAGCGUAUUCUGCAUCGAGCCAGACUAGCGGAGCGUGGAUUGCUCAAACGGGAUGCAGUAAACGAGAGCAUUCACCUAGAAUUGGAUUUCAUCAACAUUUUUGUCAGACUGGUUCAGAUUCUGGGGAUGCAACAGAGGAAGAAAUAGGGGGAAAGAUAAUUUCAUACAAUAUGGAUGAUAUUUAGCAGACAAGGCGUGAGGCGCGAGAUUUUGAUGGUUGUUGACGACAAGGAAUGCAUGGUGUUCUAGCCAUACUGUAUCAAUUGGAAUAAUCUGUCGCAAAAUGAAAAUCUAUUCUCUACAGA